Messenger RNA from Tilletiaria anomala UBC 951, 2520 nucleotides. RefSeq names its product ubiquitin binding protein. Lineage: Eukaryota; Fungi; Basidiomycota; Exobasidiomycetes; Georgefischeriales; Tilletiariaceae. The transcript has 2 exons. Gene Ontology annotation, molecular function: phosphatidylinositol binding; metal ion binding; ubiquitin binding. Bases 1 to 2520 code for a protein of 839 amino acids. The record is from RefSeq and is a predicted model, not a curated record.
AUGUUCUCAGGAUGGGGCGCCGACCCAUUUGCUGAGCUGGUCGACAAGGCCACCUCGGAACUGCUUCCUGCCGGCCAAGAGGACAUCGCAUUAAAUCUUGAAAUAUGCGACAAGAUCAAGAGCAAGAGCGUACCCGUGAAGCAGGCUAUGCAGACAAUCAAAAAGCGGAUUGGCCACAAGAAUCCCAACGUCACGUUGUUAGCACUGGGACUAACAGAUAUAUGCAUCAAGAACUCAGGCGAUUACUUCCUGAACGAGGUUGGCUCUCGCGAAUUUCUGGACAACCUCGUCUCCAUCAUCCGCAGUCCCAACGGCGUCAACCCAGAUGUCAAAACAAAGAUCCUCAAGCUCAUCCAAUCUUGGUCGCAGAUAUCGGAAGCGCGACCAGGAUUCAUGAGCUAUGCAGCAGAGAUCUACCAGUCGCUCAAGUCCGACGGGUUCGAGUUUCCGCCGAAGGACUCAAAGGAGGCUUUCACGAGCUCAGCCGCUUUCGAGACACGCACCCAACCCGAAUGGAUCGACGGGGAUGUCUGCUUGCGGUGCCGGACUCCGUUCACAACCUUUAAUCGCAAGCACCACUGUCGUAACUGCGGCAAUGUGUUUUGCCAGCAGUGUUCGAGUAAGACGAUGGCUCUUCCUUGGUUUGGCGUCGGGCAGGAGGUUCGUGUGUGCGACGGGUGCUUUGCGAGAAAGGCACCACCAAAGGCCGGGGGCAGCUCCUCCGCCACCAAGAUGCCAGGUAGCCCUUCGUUAAACCGCUCAAAGAGCUCGGCUGUGGCCACUACCGGGCGAGGAGGUGCAGGUAACAGCCACCAACGAUCCAACACUCUGGGCUCCAAGCCUAAGCGAAGCACAAAGGAAGACGAAGAUUUGGCGCUUGCCAUCCAGCUCUCGCUUGAGGCAUCUGAUCAGAGCUCCUCGUCAUCUAGCGCGAGACCGGGAUACAUGCCCAGCUCAAGUGCGCCUUCACAACCGUCGCGCUCUUCAUAUGUACCUGAUUCUGCAUCAGCCCGCAAGCGAGAAGGCACCGACGCCGACGAUGAUCCGGACUUGGCAGCAGCGAUUGCCGCCAGUCUUCAGGAAUACGUGCCUCCCCAGCCGAGCGCCCCUGGAGUAGCGGGGGAAAGUGAUUCGGGGCGCAGAACGCCGCGCUUGGGGUCGGAUUCCUACUCGAAGACGAUUUCGCGCGAAUCUGCAGCUGCUGGAGGUGCAAACUCACAUGGUACCGCUCCAUCACCGGUUGGCUGUGCCCUCCCUGCCAAAAUGCCCACACUGCCUUCCGUCGAUCUACCACCCUCAGACAUCGACGCAAUUUUGACCUUUGCACAGACAGUAAGGCAGCUGGAUCGAUCUAUUGCCGCCGGGCAGACCCCAAGAGGGCAACAGCCCUCACAGCAGGCGCAGACGCUUUUCGAGAAGUCGUCGGCCGUGCGGCCUCGCAUGGCGAGGAGCUUAGGCGAGGCAGAGAGGAGGCACAAGGCCCUCUUGCAGAUGCACGAAAAGCUAGCGGAGGCCGUGCGCAUGUCCGACCGUCUGCUGGACGCACAGCUUGCGGGGAAUGUUUGGAUGAUGUCUGUGGCGGAGGCACGCGGUGCACCAGCUGCGUUACCGCCCCAGGCAGCUGCUGAUGGAAGCUUCUACCCUCAGGCGCAACAAACGUAUAGCCAACAGCGAGGCUACGUCACGAUCUCCCCACCAGCGGUAGCUGCUCCCACUAUCUACCCAAGCGUGCCUUCUAUUUCGCUUGGGCAACCCGACGCUGCUGCUCCUGCCGCUGUCGCUGCUUACGCAUCGCCAGCACUUUACCGCCAGCCGCAGCAGCAGUACUCCCAGGCAGCGGACUAUGCCGCGUACCAAAGCGGCGCGACUUCUGGGCAACAGCCAUCGGCAUUGCAGUACGAAGAUCAGUCGGUAUAUUUCGGCCAUCCGCAUGCCAGCAGCCAAGUCGGCCCGGAUGUCACAACUCCUUCGGAUGUGGGUGGUCCAACGUACGCCUAUCCUGCAGCGAGCGGAUACAGUGGGGCUGACAGCGGCACUGAUGGAAUACAUGGGUACAUAUCGCCUACACAGCAGCAGCAGCUGCUGCUGCAACAGCAGGUAGACUUGGCAGCGAUGUCGCCCGGCAGCCAGUCAGAUACUUCAGGCGCGAAUGGAGGCUGGACGAUUCCCAUUCAAGCUCGGGGUGAAGCAGCAGCGCAACAGCAGUUCCAACUCCAGCAACAGGAGCAGAUAGAACGACAAUUUGCGCCGUUGGCCCCUCGCUUGCAGCACCAAUACACUCAGCCGGACCAUUACGAGCACCUGCACCCGCAGCACCACUACCAACAGCAACCCUACCCGCUCUCCCCUGGCUAUGACGGAGGAGAGACUCCCUCGGGCCUCUCUGGGCCGGCAGGUGCCAACGGGUACUUUGCUGCGACGAACGUUACCAGUCCCGGUCAAACAUACUCUAAGAUUCAGGACAUGCAGCUCCCACCCUGGAACCGCUCUGGGCCGGAGGUGCCACUCAUUGAUUUGUGA